Archocentrus centrarchus (flier cichlid) is the source of this 4262-nucleotide messenger RNA. It is a transcript of the gene srrm3, whose product is annotated as serine/arginine repetitive matrix 3. Lineage: Eukaryota; Metazoa; Chordata; Actinopteri; Cichliformes; Cichlidae. Gene Ontology annotation, molecular function: mRNA binding. The record is from RefSeq and is a predicted model, not a curated record.
UAUGCUGCAGUGGCUCCUCCGGACCCACAGGCGGCGCUGUGCUGCAGGCAAGGUGUGAGAGGCACAGUGUAGAGGGUUUUGUUCCCCGAGCUCCUCGGUGCGCUGUCCACUUCAGCACCACAAAGCCGAGCGGAGGCAGCGGGCUAGCUAACGCAGAAGGGACCGAAGAUACAGCUCAACAUCAGCACCAGCGCCGACCCGAGUCCCAAAUACCGAAAAUACUGAAAAAUACCCAUCGAUACUCGACAGAAACGCCGACAGCAACGAGUCAAACGACUACAGAAAAGAUUCAGUAAUCAUGUACGAUGCAACGAGGGUGCCGUCUCCUAAAGAUGGUGCAAACGGGUUGGCCCAGCCAGUGGUCCCCGGAGCAGAAGCGGGAACAGCUGCAGGAUCCGGAGGGCCAACUGCAACUGCGGUGCUACAAGCUAAAACUGAAGAGGGGCAGCCAGGUACAGAGGAGGAGGAGGAGGACGAGGAGGAGGAGGAGGAGCCCAAAGCAGAGCCUGCCCUGGUGAAAAAGCCACACAGAGAGAUUUUGGACCAUGAGAGGAAGAGGAGAGUGGAGCUCAAAUGUAUGGAGCUCCAGGAAAUGAUGGAGGAGCAGGGGUACACAGAAGAAGAGAUCCGACAGAAAGUGAGCACAUUCAGACAAAUGCUGAUGGACAAAGAGGGCGUUAUCACCAGAGAAGGCUCUCACACGCAACCAAUGGUCAACCACCUGCACUAUCCGCCUGACGAGUACGAAGAGAACCCUGACGUGGUUGGCUAUGAAGAUGGAGACUAUGGCCAUGACUACCACAGUGAGAACAGGGUGAAGAGGAAAUCAAGCAGCUCUCCUUCCCCUCGUCCAAAGAAAAGGAAGAAGAAGAAAUCUGGCCGUCGAAGGAGUCGGUUUGGCAGCUCCUCACCCACUCGUAGAGAGAAGAAGAAAAAAGAGUGGGAAAAACACAAGCGAGACAGAUCUGCAUCUGGCACCAGGAAAAAGAGAAGAUACAGGUAUGUCGGGCAGCCCAAAGACAAAACAAAAGACAAGAACAAACAGAAAAAGAGGUCCCCCGGUGAAACACCCAGCAGGAGUUCACAGCGUCAAGGCAGCUGCUGCAGCUCUCGAAGCGCCUCCCUGUCCUCCACCAGGAGCACCUCCAAAUCACCCACCAGAUUAAACUCCAAACACAAGAUGGACGGUCAGAAGGUGUCUGGCACCCUGCAGUCUGCGGGCCCCGAGAGUCCCGCCACGUGGCACAACGGGGACCACACCCAGCACCGCAACGGAAAGGCCGGCAGACUCAACCACACCGAUGGCGAGAAAGGGAACGAUAACAUUCCUUUCUCCUUUUUUUUUCUUUUUUUCUUCUUUCCUUUUUUUGUUGAUAUUGCAUACGUGUCACUGAUUGAAAUGGAAGGAGGGAAUACCACUUUAUUGAAGCUCCAUAUGCUGACUGCCAGCUCUGCGAGUAUCCAGUCAUCUCUGCUGAGAGAGCACAAGCUCCACAAUGCCCCCAUCAGGAGCCAGACAGGAAAGAUGUGUGUGCCAGAAGAGGCUGGGAGUGUUGAUGGCAGGGGCACCACUAUAGGGAGCUCUGUAAGCAAGGCGUCAGGGAGAAGAGGGGGCCAGAGAGGCCAGAAUAAGAGCUCCCACUCCCCUGCUCACAGCAGCAACUCGACCCACUCCCAGCACAACCACACCCACAGAGGGAGGGGCUCUCGCCACCAGAGAAAGACAAAAGGUGGCCACUCUUCCAAGAGGCACCACCGAUCCAGUCGGGGUCAGGCACACCACCGGAGCACCUCUGCAUCUCCGGGGCGGCAAUCGCACACGUCAGGCAACAAAGUCGGGAGCAAGGCAAACCUCCGACAGCGCAGCAGCUCCUGGAGCAGCGGGCGUUCAUCCUCGCCCUCUGCCUCCAGAGACAGAGGCCCCAGCAAGGCCAAGUCCCCACACAACAGACAGAACACCUCCAGAGACAGGGAGAGUCCUAACCGCUCUGACACCGACAGCCGAGCUCGCCGCCGCUCACGCAGCUACUCACCUAUCCGCAAAAGAAGAAGAGAUUCCCCCAGCUUCAUGGAGGCUCGUAGGAUCACCAGCGCUCGAAAGCGGCCCAUCCCAUACUACCGGCCAAGUCCUUCAUCUUCCAGCUAUGACAGCAGCCCGUCACGAUCCAGCCGCAGCCACAGCCGCAGCUACAGCAGCUAUAGCCGCAGCAGAAGCCACAGCCGGAGCCACAGCAGGAGCCGGAGCUGGAGCCGAAGCCACAGCUGGAGUCGCAGCCAGAGCCGGAGCUGGAGUCGCAGCAGGAGCCGUUCCCACAGCCACCACAGUUACUACAGCCGCAGCAGCUACGGCAGUCCGGGAUUCUGAUCUCGACCAACAGGACAGGAGGAGAAAACAGAAACAUUAGGAGAAGGAGAAGUGCGGUUAUAUCUGCCGCACUCCAAUAGAAUCAUUACGUAUCUUUAGCAAGCCCUCAGCAGGGGCCGCACUGCUGUACGGUCCAGGAUCCAAACUCCUCCACCCUGGAUCGUUCUGUCUCUAACACAGAGCCUGGAUCAAAGAGGAGAAAUGUAUUUUGAUAUAGGACAUUACCAUGAAAUUGGCUGUCACUGUUCAUGUCUUCACAUCUACAAGGUAUUCAAGGAAAGGUUUUUUUUUGUUGUUUUUGUUUUUUUACAUGUCCAAAACGAAUUGGCUGAGCCCAAAGAACAAAUCUCACUGUAUGUCAGCACUUUCCUUCUCAUCUUCCACACAGCAACCAAAAACGAAUUCACUACAGUUAUUUAAAUAUAUAUAUAUACAUAUAAUAUAUAUAUAUAUAUAUAUAUAUAUCCUAAAAAUAGGGGCUGAGUAGAAGACAAAAAGAAGACAGACAAACAGUUUACUGUACAUUUCAGAGAAUCAUUUUUUCCUUCAUCAUGUACUCAUCAUCCCCAAAGACUUCCAGUUCAUCCAAGCACAGAGAUCAACAAAAGUGAGAACAAAAGAGAAGUCAGAGGAUGAAUUGGGAAAAAGGGGGAAAAAAAGAAAAAAGAAAAUGAACUGUUUUUUUAGGAGAAAAUGGUAUUGCAUAGGUUUGUGUGUAUAGAUGUAAACUCUGGCUUUGUAAACUAUGCACUGUAUAUUCCAUAUAGUUUGAGGAGGUGUGUUAAGCAUGAUGUAUCAGGAGAGACUCAAAGGACCUGAUGGAAAUGAAAGGUGCCCGCAGGGUGGCUCUGUGCCCCCCCGACCGUUAUAUUACCUGCAUACAGAGGUGAAUGAAGCAGGAGGGGGAGGGGCUGUGUGUGUUAUGUACUUUUACUCUCUUCCCUGUUUAAAUAAUUAUGUUCAUUAUGCUAAUCCUGUGCGAAUGUGUGUGAGUGUAUGUGCGUGCGCGCGCGUGUGUGUGCGCGUGCUCCUUUGCAAAGAUCAACGAGGUAAUGAUUUACGUGAGCUGCUGUAUGGUACUGUACUGCAAAAAGUCUCCAUGCACACAUGUGAGUUGACCUCAGCUAUUUAUAAAACUUGCUGUAUUUAUUCAUUUAUUUAUUUAUUUAUUGUUUAAUUUAUUUAUCAUUUGGCUGUGAAGCAGUUGGAUCAUGCUUUAGAGAUGAGUUUGCUGCGAGAUGUGAGAAAAAAAAACCAACUGUACAUGUCCACGUUAUACACAAAAGCAGUUUCUUGUCUCAAAGGCUUGCUCCCAUUAUCAGAUUAACGAGCAGUGUGCAGAUUCACUGCUGCGCGUGUGAGGAGCUCUGAUUUGAGCCAGUUGAACUGAGUGUUCACCCACAGUUACUCCCACGUCUGCCAUUAUCGCAUCCCCGGCCGCUAUAAUGACUCAUAGUAACGCGGGGCCGCUGUGGCUCUGCCUGCACUGUGGGAGGAAGAGGGCUCAGCCUGGAGCAGCCUGAAGAGUCUAUUACUCUACUGUACAUUUCCAUACUACAGUCCCUUGUAUAAUCAGCCACAUGUUUCUAGCAGAGGUCCCCUGGUUACUGACUGCAAAAGAAAAUGAGUGGUAGCAUAGCAGACACUGUGUCUGCAGCUCCAUGAGGGCGGUUAACAAACAGGCGAUACAAUCAGGGAUCAGCCUAAGUCUUCCUUACCAUUCGUCCGGUCUCAUGCACAUGCAUUUCCUGUGUAACCAGACUUUAAUCCAACUAUGAUACUCUGCAACCUGACCAUUUAUUCCAAGUAUAGCAUUGCCCCUUUGGUUCUGCAAAUCAUUCUUUGUAUUGUACAAGUUAUUAUACCUGACAAUAAACAGAAACUAAUGGGGAAAUGA